UACCACCAACGUCAAAUUUUCACCAGUCAUUCAAUACUCAUUCAUGUGAAUUGAGCAAAUCGGAUAAAGAUAAAAUGAAGGGUUCGAAAUCGCAGGAAGAAUUAGCCAGUCAAUUUCAGAAUAUCGGAGGUCAGAAAAGUCCAGAAGAUGUAGUCAGACUGAAAGCAAGACUACGCGAUGCAUAUUCCGAUGAGAUAAGUUUGGGGUCCCAAACGGAGGUCAAACAGAACAAACCGAAGAAAGUGCGAUGCAUCACUCGUGCAAUGGCUGAAGACUUCAGUAGAGAACAAGUUUUGUUCAGUUCGCUCAUUGAGACCAUUUUCUACAUAUUCUUCGCUAUAACCUGUUGGAUCCACGUGGCAAACCUGAAAAAUUCUGAAAUGUACUAUAUGACCGAAGCUAUCAAGCAGGGCUUCUUCAAGAAACAGUUUGGAGGUGAUGAUGCAGAAGGAGUGGAACCGAUAAGCUUCGCUGACAUUGCUACAGUUUCCGACAUGUGGAAUUUUAUAUCUAAGAUGUUCAUCGACACCAUUUAUUACGAUAAAUACUUCAGUAAAUUUUCCAACGUGGAAGAUGAAAGAGGGCUAAGUGUGUUAUUUGAAAACGUUCUUCUGGGGGUUCCCCGGAUAAGGCAGGUUCGCGUUGCAGAGGACUCUUGUGAGAUCCACCCUUAUUUUCGAAGAUUAUUCAGAUUGUGUUUCUCAUCGUAUGACGACUAUACUGAAGAUAAAAGUACAUUUGGAGUAGGCAAAGAAACUGCUUGGGUAUAUUCCGAUGAAACCGUCACCGAGAAUAUACAGGUGGCUGGCGCUGUAGCCACAUACAACGGCGGUGGAUUCUACCUUGACCUUAGUCUGAAUGGGACCGAGGCCUUGAAGCAGGUCAAAUAUCUGGAGGAAAACCUCUGGAUCACGAGGAACACGAGGGCGGUGUUUCUGGACUUCGCGGUUUAUAACGCCAAUCUUAACAUCUUCGGGAUAUGCAAAAUAAUAUUCGAACUUCCUCCAACCGGGGGUGUUUUACCUAGUCACAAAUUCGACUGUGUGAAACUGAUAGUGACGUACGACCAAUGGGGAUACUUCAUUUUCAUAUGCGAGUCCGUUUUUUACAUAUUCAUCUUCAUUUACUUGCUGCAGUCGCUGAGAGAAUUAGUUUACUUCAAAUGGAGAUAUUUCGUUCGUUUUUGGUCAUACAUUGACUGCGUUAUCACAGCACUAGCUCUGGUUACUUUCAUCCUCAUGAAUUAUAAGAGGAAUUAUGUGGACUACUACAUAACGAAAAUAAAAGAAAAUCCUGACAAAUAUGGAAAUUUGGAGUACAUCGCUUACAUGCAAGGCCUACAUGAUGAUAUAGCUGCCAUCACACUUUUCUUCGUAUUCAUCAGAUUCUUCAAAUAUUUGAAUUUCAAUAAAACAAUGGGUCAAUUGAAUGACACACUGAAAAAGUGCACCUGGGAUAUAAUGGGUUUUUCCAUCAUGUUCUUCAUCAUUUUCUUCGCUUACUCUGAACUUGGAUUCCUACUCUUCGGUUCACAAGUGAGAGAUUUCAGAACCUUUGGACACUCAAUGUUCACCCUUCUAAGAACAAUACUGGGUGAUUUCGACUAUGGAGUGAUAGAAGAAGCUCAUAGAAUUUUAGCACCUAUAUAUUUCCUCAGCUACAUAUUUUUGGUAUUUUUCGUCCUGUUGAACAUGUUUUUGGCUAUCAUCAACGACACCUACGCAGACGUUAAAACAGAACUGGCAAUAGCUCCAACCGAAUUACAAAUGACCGACUAUUUAAAGAUGCAUCUCUUCAAAUUCUUAAGUAGGAGCAAAUGCUGCAAAUUCAAGGUGAAAGAGAUCAAGAAAACCGAUUACAGUUUAACUGCCGAAGAAAUAAGGACGGCACUCGAUAAGUGUGGCUUCAGUUACUUAGAAAUAGAGAUGUUCUUCGCCCGCUACAAUAUAAAUCCAGUGGCUAUGGUGACAGAAUACGAUAUCAGUAAACUUGUGUCUGAAUUGGAGAAUAUUACGCCAGAAACUGUAACAGAAAAACAGAAAACUCCAGAAGCCGUGAAAAACACCGAAGAAUUAUUGCAACAGAAACAGCAGCUGAAAGACAUGGAAUCCACGAUGUUUGAGUUAGCGUCCAAGAUUGAUGAGCUGAUCAAGACUCUCGAGAAACUUAAUGCUACGCAUGUAACGAAGAAGGAAGAAUCAUCAGAGAGCCUCGAUUUCUAUUAAAAUUUUUCCUAAAUUUCAUUGUUAAAGUGUAUAUUAUUUUUAUCCAAAGAUUACAAAAUAUGAAAGAGA
This is a messenger RNA of Coccinella septempunctata (seven-spotted ladybird), 2294 nucleotides long. RefSeq names its product polycystic kidney disease 2-like 2 protein. Gene Ontology annotation, cellular component: membrane. Lineage: Eukaryota; Metazoa; Arthropoda; Insecta; Coleoptera; Coccinellidae. Gene Ontology annotation, molecular function: calcium ion binding; calcium channel activity. The coding region runs from base 75 to 2225 and encodes 716 amino acids. The record is from RefSeq and is a predicted model, not a curated record. The transcript has 14 exons. Gene Ontology annotation, biological process: detection of mechanical stimulus.